Hyla sarda is the source of this 1912-nucleotide messenger RNA. RefSeq names its product notchless homolog 1 (gene NLE1). Lineage: Eukaryota; Metazoa; Chordata; Amphibia; Anura; Hylidae. The coding region runs from base 117 to 1589 and encodes 490 amino acids. Gene Ontology annotation, biological process: Notch signaling pathway; ribosomal large subunit assembly. Gene Ontology annotation, molecular function: protein binding. The transcript has 13 exons. Gene Ontology annotation, cellular component: nucleolus. The record is from RefSeq and is a predicted model, not a curated record.
GUCAUCCAGCAGGUGGCGCUGCUGUCAGCACUGACGCCGCUCUUUCUAUUGACACUCUGUGGUACAGGAGUGGCGCCUGGAGAUGACGUAUCUUCCCACGUGUGCCCGGUAAACACAUGUCUGCUGUCUCCAGUCAGGAAAAGUUCAAGGCGUCAGAUAUGAAGGAGGACGUGGGAAGAAUUUUGGUUCAGUUUAAGAAUGAAAGUGGGGAGCUGCUUGGUACUUCAUUUGAUAUACCUGUGGACAUUACACCUGAUAAACUGCAGCUGGUCUGUAAUGCCCUUUUACAGGAGGAGGAGCCAGUACCACUAGCAUUUUUUGUUCAUGAUGUGGAGAUUGUGACGUCUUUGGAAAAAACCUUGGAAAAACAGACCGUAGAAACAGAAAAGGUGUUGGAUAUAAUCUACCAGCCUCAAGCGGUCUUCAAGGUCCGUGCAGUCACACGUUGCACCAGUUCUUUAGAGGGACACACUGAAGCUGUUAUCUCUGUAGCUUUCAGCCCAACUGGAAAGCACUUGGCCAGUGGAUCAGGAGAUACCACUGUUCGCUUCUGGGACCUCACUACUGAGACACCUCAUUUUACAUCCAAAGGACAUACACACUGGGUGCUUAGCAUUGCCUGGUCCCCUGAUGGAAAAAAGCUGGCAUCAGGAUGUAAGAAUAGCCAGAUUUUUAUCUGGGACCCAAACACCGGGAAGCAGAUUGGCAAAACAUUAAUAGGACACACAAAGUGGAUAACAUGGCUGUGUUGGGAACCUCUUCAUUUGAACCCAGAGUGCAGGUACCUUGCAAGUGCAUCCAAAGACUGCAGCAUUCGUAUCUGGGACACUGUCAUGGGGCAGUGCCAGAAGAUCCUUACCAGUCAUACACAGUCAGUGACUACUAUCAAGUGGGGUGGAGAUGGCUUAUUGUAUUCUGCCUCACAAGAUAGAACAAUAAAAGCCUGGAGGACCAGUGAUGGAGUUCUUUGCCGCACUUUGCAAGGUCAUGGACACUGGGUUAACACCAUGGCGCUUAGUACAGACUAUGUUCUCCGCACAGGGGCUUUCAAUCCAGCUGAAGCCUCUAUCAAUCCCCAAGACAUGCAAGGCUCUUUGGAGCAGCUGAAAGAAAAAGCUCUACAAAGAUACAAUCAAGUUCGGGGACAAGAUCCCGAAAGGCUUGUAUCUGGUUCUGAUGAUUUCACAUUAUUCCUCUGGGCUCCAGCUGUAGAUAAGAAACCUUUACAGAGGAUGACAGGACACCAGGCUCUCAUUAAUGAAGUUCUGUUCUCGCCUGACACAAGAGUCAUUGCCAGCGCCUCAUUUGACAAGUCCAUUAAGUUAUGGGAUGGUAGAACUGGAAAAUACCUUGCUUCCUUACGUGGUCAUGUUGCCUCUGUGUAUCAGAUUGCUUGGUCUGCAGAUAGUAGGCUUUUAGUAAGCGGAAGCAGUGACAGCACACUAAAAGUCUGGGAUGUUAAGACCACAAAGUUAUUUGUGGACCUCCCAGGACAUGCAGAUGAGGUCUAUGCUGUUGACUGGAGCCCUGAUGGGCAGAGAGUAUCCAGUGGAGGGAAGGAUAAAUGCUUAAGGAUAUGGAGGCGAUGAGUCGAGCUAGAUACUGACAUGACUUGGAGAAAUAGGUUUGAUACUUGCAUUCAUGAAGCUGACUAUUCAUGUGCGUGGUCUAGAACAGCUUGACCAAAAGACAAUCCGACAUGCAAAGAAGACUUGUAGACCAUGACAUUGAGAUCGCAUUUGUGUUGUUUAGACACAGGUAUCAAUGUAAAUGUGGAAUUUACACCUGCAGCCUUUACAAAUAUGUCCUCCAAAGGACUAUGGACAAAAAAACACAAUGGAAUACGUUGCUGUUCUGCUUAUAUCAUCGGCAAUGCAGUCAUUUACCAAAAUAAAUCAUAUCUGAUGCUCUA